AUGCCAGGUUCGAUAACAACGAUCCAGCUACUACAACAGUUCAAAUGGUUGGCAGUGAACCACAAGAUUUCACUAAAUAUGCAAGUUCCAGAAAAAACCGCCUCAAAAUAUCAGAUCACAUUUUCUGCAGUUGGCAAUGAUAACAUUCCAAUUAAUGACCUCGGUUCUAUUGAUUUCUGGAUUGUUGACCCUCCAUCAAUAAGUAUUGACGCACUAGAGAGAGAUACAUAUGCCAACAAUGAGAUUGUCACACUUAAUUAUCAUAUAACAGAUUCAUCAAAUAGUGGUGGAAAUCUUACCUUUACAAUUAAAGAAACACCAAUUGUAAUACCAUACACUACAGACAAAUAUCAAUCAAGCAAAACAAUUAAUGUUUCUGACUAUGGAUUAGAAUAUAGAGGUAGUCCGUAUCAUAUUAAGGCUCAUCUAAUUAAUGAUUAUCAAAUAACUAAUGAAGAUUAUACUACAGGGAUAACAAUUUCGAUCAGAAACAAACCUGAAAUAACAGAUGUUGUUGCCAAGAAAGUUAUAUUAACAACAGAAUCACAGACAAUAUUACUUAGAUACAAAGAUAAAGACAAUGACAAGAAAUUGAAAUUUUACUAUACAGUAAAUGAUGGAAAUGAUGCUACUGAGUUGAAACCGGCAUCUGAUCAAGAAUCUAAUGGAGGUGAUGACCAAAGUAUAUCACUUCCACUUCCAGCAUUUCCAAAUCCAGGUAAAUACAAUUUAAAGUUCUAUAUUACAUCAAGCAAUGAUUAUUCUCAUAAAGAAACAAAUUCACAUUCUGAUGGUGAACCAUUUGAAAUUGAAAGCAAGAAUCAACCAAAUGUAAAGAUAUUUAAAUUUGAUCAACAAAGUUAUAAGUAUAACGAUCAGGUUAAUUUCAUUUUUGAAGUUAAAGAUAAUACAAAUGGAACUAUAUUUUAUGAUUUCGAUGGAAAUGUAGAUCAUAUUGAUUACACAAUUAUGCCAGAAAAUAAUGAAGCGCUUACUAAAAAUGUCACAAAAACAAUUACAAUUGAUAGGUCUAAUAUGAAAUACAACAAAGGACACUCAUAUACUAUUCAAUUAAUUAAUGCAAGUGAUAUCAAUCAUAUUGCUGCAAACUGCGAGCGUGCACAACAAUCAUUCCAAGUCAGAAAUAUACCAUCAAUUAAGUCUGUAAAAGUUCCACCAUUAGUAACGAAAGAUGGUGAUAGUUAG
Trichomonas vaginalis G3 is the source of this 1206-nucleotide messenger RNA. RefSeq lists its product as uncharacterized. The coding region runs from base 1 to 1206 and encodes 401 amino acids. The transcript has a single exon. The record is from RefSeq and is a predicted model, not a curated record. Lineage: Eukaryota; Parabasalia; Trichomonadida; Trichomonadidae.